GGAGCAGGUGACACUCUGUAUGACACAGGCUGCUGCGCCGUGCAAGGCACGAUCGUCGACCAACCACCAUGAAUGCCUGCAGUUUGCUUGCGUCCAUUUCGCUGUCACUCUGCUGCACUGUCGCCCUACCAUGUAGUAUUAUUAUGCAUGGUGCUCCAGUUUGUCAUUAGUCCAUGACAAGGGGCUCGGUUAGUCCACAGCCCUAGAGGCUGCAGCUGCACACUUCUCUUCUCUGUUUUCGCCGGUUAAACUUUCCCCACUUGUUGCUGGCCUUCGAAUCUGUGGUUUGUUUGAGCUUGUAAGGAUCUCUUCUUCUUCACUCUAGCAGGGAAGCGAAGAACAGGGAAGCAAGGACAUGGAUGCUUUCAGUGCAGUGAUGGACAAGGUAAAGAGCCACCCAGAAAUGAUGGAGAAGGUAAGUGCAGUGAUGGACAAGGUGAAGAAGAGCCACCCAGAAGCGGUGGAAAAGGUCAAGGACGAGGUGAAGAGCCUUGCUGACGCUCUCCACCUGCGGAGACAUGGAUCCAAAGAUAAAGAACCUGAGUCUGAAGAGAAGGCCGUAGAAGGCGAGGCAGCGCAGAGCGUCGAGGAGGAGGAGGGUACCUCUGCUGACAAGACUGCAGAACCUAAUGUGUUGGAGCAGGCCGUACAGGAGAUUCAGGCUGUCGCCGCAGCUUUGCAGCAGACAGCACCUGAAACUGAAACUGAAAUUCCAGUUGAGACUGCUGCUGCUGCUGCUCCUGAAACUUUGGCUGAAGGAGACAAGCCUGAAGAAACAAACAGGGAUGUGGAGAAAGACGACCCAAAGAAGCGGCUCGAUUUCGCCGGGUUCUUCGCCAUGCUGUUUGAGAGGUUCUGCUCCCCGGCCAACAAGAAGAAAGACUGAGUGAUUGCAGGUCAGCUGUGGAUUUCUCGUUUUGUGAUCUUGGACGUGGAAAUUACAUUUUACUGGGUGGUGUACAGUCUGCACUUGUGUUCUAUUAAGAUAAAUCUGCUCUUGCUUUUUUACUUUCUUCUGGUGCAAUGACUACAGUUUACUUGAUGUAUUUAUUGUCGCCCUUGUGGAAUUGAUUUAGUUUAUGUGAACGAUUGAUUUAUUUUGGGUUAAGAUAAUGCAGUGAGUGUGUGAUGCCUUGUAUGGA
Molecule: messenger RNA, 1142 nt
Organism: Zea mays
Lineage: Eukaryota; Viridiplantae; Streptophyta; Magnoliopsida; Poales; Poaceae
Product: GR2b protein
Exons: 3
Coding region: 356-886 (176 amino acids)
Source: RefSeq, a predicted model, not a curated record